UCAACCUUGAGCUUCAGGGGAGAAGAAGAUAAUGGCUACUACUACUUGGAUUAAACAAUUAUUAUUAGUUCUAACAACCAAACCAGCUCUUCUCUGCUUGUCUGUAACAAUUCGAAAGAGUCAACCUUUCUACUUUUUCAAUACCUCAGUGUCCUUACAAAUACAGGAUUCGCCCCGCCGUAACACAUUAUACGAAAAGAGAGUUUGAAAAAUAAAAUAAAUCAUGGCGAUAGGACGCCAUGUCUUCGUGUUAUUGUCUGUGUUAGUGUUGUCAUGGGGACUAAAGAGAUGUGAGGCUACUGGGAAGUUCAGCUUCGAAGUUCACCACAUGUUCUCUGAUGCUGUUAAACAAAAUCUCGGGUUUGACAAUCUUGUCCCUGAAGAAGGAAGUUUGGAGUACUUCAAGGUCUUAGCCCAACGUGAUCUCUUCAGAGGUCGAGGUCUUGCCUCCAACAACGAAGAUUCCCCUCUCACUUCCGCUGAAGGAAACCUCACGGUUUUCGUCAGUUUCUUGGGAUCACUGCAUUACGCAAAUGUAUCUGUGGGAACACCGGCUACUUGGUUCCUUGUGGCUUUGGACACAGGCAGCGAUUUGUUCUGGUUGCCUUGCAAUUGUGGUGUUACUUGCAUCAGCGACUUGAAAGAUGCUGGCUUUCCACAGAGUGUACCACUGAAUCUAUACAGUCCCAAUACAUCUUCUACAAGUUCAAGCAUCAGAUGCAGUGACGAUCGUUGUUUUGAAUCGGAACGGUGUUCUUCUCCUUCUUCAAGUGUUUGUCCUUAUCAGGUUUCCGAGUCUACCACCACAACCUCCACAGGGACAUUGUUGCAAGACGUGUUUCAUCUCGUCACAGAGGAUGUGGAUUUAAAGCCUGUGGAAGCUAACGUCACGCUUGGUUGCGGUCAGAGACAGACAGGUCUGUUCCAGAACUUUCAAGCCGUGAACGGUGUUCUCGGGCUUGGUGUGAAGGACUAUUCUGUUCCUAGCCUUCUCGCAAAAGCCAAACUCGCCGCAAACUCCUUCUCGAUAUGUUUCGGACGUGUCAUUGGCGUUGUUGGAAGAAUCAGUUUCGGAGACAAAGGCUACACAGACCAGUCUGAGACUCCCUUCAUAUCUGUUGAACCAAGUACGGCGUAUGGUGUGAAUGUGACGGGACUAUCAGUGGGGAAAAAAGCUGUUGGGUUUAGCAUGUUUGCACAGUUCGACACUGGCUCAUCAUACACACACUUAAGGGAGCCAGCAUAUAGUGCUUUUACCAAAGCUUUUAACAGCCGUGCCUUGGACAUUCGAACACCAUCCGAUCCUCAGUUUCCGUUUGAGUUCUGUUACAACUUGAGUCCAAACGCUACAAACAUUACUUUCCCACCAAUAGAUAUGACUUUUGAAGGAGGGUCAGUGAUGAGCAUCAAGAAUCCUUUUGUCACAAUAAAGACCGAGGCAGGUGGUCGGAUGUACUGUUUGAGUAUUCUGAAAAUUGAAGAUCUUAGGCCUAACAUCAUUGGACAGAACUUGAUGGCUGGAUACCGCAUUGUAUUCGACCGGGAGAGGAUGGUUUUGGGUUGGAAGCGGUCUAAUUGUUUUGAGGAUGAAAGCUUAACAUCUGCUCCACCAGCAGAGUUUGGAGAUUCUCCACCACCACCAUCAGAGUCUGAAGGUCCUUCACCACCAGAGUCUGAAGCUCCUUCACCACCCACAGAAUCCAAUCCACUACUUCGUUCUCCUCCGCCUCCUCCUUUGUUUUUUACUACUACACCACCUAGUGACUCCACAGAAAGUCCUGGCUCGAGCGGUGUAGCCAAUGUCAGCCCUCUUGGAUCCCUGCUUCUGCUAUCUCUUUUGGCCUUCCUGUGAUUCAUACAAAAGGCAUUGGUUUGACCAUUUAAUGUUUCAAUUUAAUAAGAAUCUUCGUUUGAUGAGCAGAAGCAAUCAAUAUUCAUUGGUUUGAGAAUUGUAAUAUUAUCUUAUCUCCCUGUUAUAACCAUGUAUGUUUUUUUUUGUUAUACUAAUGUUUUGGACAUGCCAAGUGCCUGGGGUAAAUGCGCAAAGGAGGAGAUACAUUGUCAUGACAAGUUUUAGAGGUCAGGAUUAACAAAUGAAAGAAGAGUUAAGGGGCAUUUUUUUCUUGUAAACUUAAAGAAGACGUGAAGUACAAUGUUGUUGUCUAUAAUGCUUUCCAUAAUAGCAGGAGUUAGGUGAAAGUUUGCUCGUUGAUCAGAGAAUACUAUAAUAGUAGGAAGUUUAAGUGCAAAAUAAGAAGUUUAAGUGCAAAAUAAGAAGAGUAAAGGGGCUAUUUAGGCAAAAAGAAAGCGUUACUGAUCUGACCUUGUCAACCAUACCAAUACCAUCCAGCUUAUGAGAAGAGGAAGCAGCAAAGUAAUGGCUUACUAGUCCGAGUAAACAAGUAUUAUUAUUUCUAAGAACCAACUCAACAUCUCUCUGCUUGCCUGGAAUAGCAAAGUAAUGGCUUACUACUCCGACUAAAGUAAUGACCUUUUUCAUGCCAACGUAUCUGUGGGAACACCGGUCAACUUGGUUCCUGGUGGCUAUGGUCCUCUGGACACAUGAAAGACCUUGGGCUUCAUAUUUACUACCUUUCUCCUCACUAAAGCAGAAACUUUCUCUUUUCUAACGCCUCUUCUUCUAUUGUUUUUUUUUAAUGCAACCACAUUUUGAGUAUGAUUGAUGCUUAACUAAGAUACAAAUCUGUUCAAAACACACAUAAAUACAUAAUGAUGCAUUUUGUCAACAACAUUUUUAUCCUCAUUAGUUUCAGUCUUGCCUUAACAAAAUCAAAGAUCAAUCAAACCACAUCAGGUGCUGAUACCCAAAAAUGGUAGCUUGUAGACUUAAACAUAUGGUUUUGCAAAAAAAAAAAAACUAUAACCUUUACAUGAUUACUCGUUUAUCUGGUUAAUUUAUUCAUAAGAAAAAAAAUCCACCGGCGAUUUCCUCCUCGGUUGAUGCUGAGGAUCCACCCACUCGAUCCUCUGAUUCCCACUUCUUCUUCUUAUGGCUGCGGCGGCGAGUAGUCAUUACCUGUUUCGAGCUUCAUUGCGCACGAGGAUCUUUCUCUCCUUCCUGGUGAUGAAUCCUUCCUUUUUCUCCACAUAAUAACGGCAAUGCAAACCUUCCAAAUUGCUCCGCCGAGGCCGGGACUCUGAUAAAGGCAGAGUCUUUGGCCUGCUUCUCGUCCUCCGGUUUUCUCCAAACAAGUUGCCUUCUUUGGAACCGCUGAAUGAUUUAUCCGAACGAUCUCAGCACUGCGGCAGGUACGAGCUUUUUCUGCUCCAGGAAUAGGAUAAGAGAAGCAGAGGUUGCACCAAUUUUUGCGAACGAUCCAUGCCUUGGUUCGAUCUUGUUUUGCAUUUUAUUACUUUACAACUUUAACAUCUACCAACUGCCUCUUGGAUUACUGAAUGUUUAUAGCACCUAAGCAGCUUUUGAUCUUGUUCAACAUGUUAGCUUAGCUUACCAAGCAAGCAUCUCCCUUGCUUGCUGCUACUUCAUUUUUCACUAGUAUCAUCGCUAACCCGUUAAUGCAGAAGCUGAGCCUUAGUGUACCAAGAGGAUCAGGAUUCGGCCCAAAGAGGUUGCUCUUAUGUCGUGUCACAAACCCUCAGCUCCGAAUUUUUUCACAGAAAACCGGAAAGAGAAGGUUUUUUUUUAUCAUCUUGAGGAUCACAGCCAUGGAAACAGGCAAAGCUAUGACCAAGGAUGAAUCUAUAUAAGGAGACGAGGUGAUUGGCACAAGUAUAUAUGGCGCUGUGAUCACAGGAAUUUAUAACCAGACACAUAACACUAAUAGUUGGAAGCAGUUGGGGAAUCACGAGAGCAAGAAACCAAUACCAGCUUCCCUUACUGAUAUGUGAUGUGAUGCACAUUGCCUUUUCCGGCUGUUGUGGGCAUUUUGUCUACAUGUACUGUGUGGCAAUUGGUUUGAUUGCUCCUCAGAAGUAGUACAUCAACAACUAUUUCUUUUUGUUUUCUGAGAAUCGCAAAAGAACCGUGUUUGCAUAAGCAAGAGAAUAACAUGGUAGAAGAAGCUUUGUUUGGUAUC
Molecule: messenger RNA, 4058 nt
Organism: Brassica napus (rape)
Lineage: Eukaryota; Viridiplantae; Streptophyta; Magnoliopsida; Brassicales; Brassicaceae
Product: aspartyl protease family protein 1-like
Exons: 11
Coding region: 224-1852 (542 amino acids)
Biological process (GO): proteolysis
Molecular function (GO): aspartic-type endopeptidase activity
Source: RefSeq, a predicted model, not a curated record